AUGGCGGUUCGUUGUCCCAAGCCUAGACGUCACAAAGUAUCUACUCUGGAAGCAGCAUCUGCCAUGCAGGAAGAACUGCCCCCAAAUACUAUAGUCUAUGAACCUUGGAUGAACAAAGCAUGGCAACAUCCCCGCAAGACUCGCAAGUUAGACCUCUAUCUUCCUGGCCCACCCCCUGUCUUGAUUAUGCCCGGACGUCAGCAUCUCACUCAGCAAAGUUUAUCUCUUCCAUCCGCACCUAGGACGGUUACCCCCCAAGAUCAUGACGGACCCACAAAUCCUUUUAGCAACUCCCUCCAUUUCUUUAAUGAUCCCAGUGUCUGUCAUCUCACCAGCUCACAGAAAAAGACCAACCAGUGGCGCAGAUGGUCAGAAGAAGUUAUUCCAUCGCUUAUACCACAUGGAGAUACUGUAGCUUGUCAUGCUGGGUGUGAAACACGCAGUAUCAAGGUUGCAUAUGUGUUCUUUGACAGCUUGUCAGAAAUUAAUAUCAUUGUGUGCCCCUGUUUUCCUGCCCCUCUCCAGCUCCUUCGUCGUGGGCUGUUCCCAUGUGCUCCUGUUGCUCCCUCACUCGCAGUAGACUUACAUGUUCUAGAGUUUGUCCACCUUCUUUUCAUUCGUCAGUCCCCCAACCAUACUGUGUGGUGCGAUGCAGUGGAGACGUAUCUAGAUGGAAUGGGAUACAAGUUGACAUUGAUGCAUAGCCUGCACCAUCGCUUCGCCAAUGCAUUUCACUGGUACCGGGUGUUGACCAUUUUAGCUCGUGAUCACAUUUCCAAUCUUAUUGCCAACACCUGGAAGGACAAGAUCUGUUUGCAACCAAUGGCAGUCGGACAACCUACUGAAUACCUUUGUUCACGCUACCCACUUUGCUUUGGGGCAAAUGAUUGGCAAAAGGUGAAAGAUUGGCAAAAGGCGAAAGAUUCUUGUUUCAUGCCAGAUAUUAUCAUUUGCAUAGAUGCAUGCUUUACUCAAAAGUGCUCCACCAACCCUUGUGGUGCCGAUGGUCAUGACACUCCCAACCUGACAUUAUCCUUUUUUCUACCAAAGGACAACGUGCAAGCGAUGGAUGAGUUCAUGCAGCACUGUCGAGGAGAAAGACGUCGGGAGAGGGCCUCAAGGACGGAGCCAGAAGAGGAUUGCUAUGAAAAGGGGAUGAGUGUGCCAGUAUCAGUCCUGGAUGGAUGCCGAGAAUCUUUCAUGGCUGCAGACAAGAAACGGGAGAAGGCAAGCUCUCGUUUUUUUACUGAUACAGGCCUUAUGGCACUGCUUUGUAGACAUGACCAUGUUCUCUGGAUUGUGAACCUUACAUUGGCAGGGGAGAAACAACAUUACUCACUCACUCUAUUGGACCGUCUGUUCAAGCAUCUACCCCCUCAAAUGACCAUUGGACUUCUGUAUGACAUUGGGUGCCAACUUGAACGGAGCUGUCACAAAUGGAAUCUUCUGGAUGAAUCUAUUUUAUUUGGCCUUGUCAAAUUAUCUACCAUCCCAGGAAAUGCGAAGCAACUCAUCCCCCCCCUACACGUUUCUGGAUUCAAUCAGCAUCUUUUCGUGCUUGAUACUCAAAUUCACCACCUUGAUAUGAGAUUGCUGCAAGGAUUUGGCCAUUGGCUUCAUUGGCGUUGGAUACACUGCCAGACAAAGAAGAAUGCGGCUCUGGAAAAUUUACAAGACUUGGACCUUGACGAGGAUAUGCUUCAUGCGGAGUGGAAGGCUCAGAUUGUGCACCAGACAAGACCCGCUCCAUCGCCACCUUUUGCUAUCCCCCCUCACUCCAUUCCGCAUGAUGGCAUCUUCCAACUUGAUGUCGAUGACAAUAUCUGGCAAGACAUUGGACUUGAAAACAUCACUAUCAACCCUCUAGCGUGGUUAUCAGAUGAGGCCGUCAGAAACGGUAUCCGGUUGCAACUUGCAGUGGAUCGUUGCUUCAAGGAGGAGGCUCGACUGAUGCACAAGCGGUCUGUUAUGCAGGAGUGGAUGUUGAUGGAGUGGGAGGGUAUACAGGAUGCCUUGUCAAAUGCAGUGGAGGAUGUUGUUUUGGCUUUCCACCUCACAUCACAUGCAGAUGAGCUUGCUAACAUCUGUGUUGCUUGGAGAAGAAAAGUUCAGUGUAUUCCAUGCGCCUGGUCAGUUGUGGAUAGCUGGGGACCUUCAGAUGAAGUCUUGCUUCGGGCCACACAUGAACAGGUGCAGCCAUCUUUUCAGGAUGAGGAUGACCAGAGUGUAGGACCUGUGGACGAGGAUGAUGAGGGUGAUUUGGAUUGUGGUGAGAUUGGAGAUGAUGAACUGAUGGAUGUAAUUGAAGUCAUUGCAUUGGUGGAUGAGUAUAGGGGUAAAGCGGAGUCUGAGGGGCUUGGCUUUAGCUCGUAUGCUGCGCCCCUUACCUGA
This is a messenger RNA of Suillus paluster, 2391 nucleotides long. RefSeq lists its product as uncharacterized. NCBI's taxonomy places the organism in Eukaryota, Fungi, Basidiomycota, Agaricomycetes, Boletales, Suillaceae. The record is from RefSeq and is a predicted model, not a curated record. Bases 1 to 2391 code for a protein of 796 amino acids. The transcript is spliced from 11 exons.